ACAACGGCCAUUAUCUGGUGGUGCCAUCUAAUGGCUGCUGCCUCCGCCAUGGUUGUACCUUCCUCUGAGAUGCCAUCUGAGGAACAGUUGAUCACCCAGGAGCCCAAAGAGGCCAACUCCACAACGGCCCAGAAGAAGAGCAAGCAGAGGAAGCGAGGGCCCCGUGGGCCCCGCAGAUGCCAUGCCAACUGUCGCGGGGACAGCUUCGCCACCUAUUUCCGCCGGGUACUGAAGCAGGUUCACCAGGGCUUCAGCCUUUCCCAGGAGUCCGUGAGUGUCAUGGAUUCUAUGUUUCAUGACAUACUGGACCGCAUCGCCACCGAGGCUGGUUGUCUCACCCGUUAUGCCAAGCGUGUGACCAUCACCUCCCGGGACAUCCAGAUGGCCCUGCGCCUGCUGCUACCAGGGAAGAUGGGCAAGCUCGCUGAGUCUCGGGGCGCGAAUGCCACCCUCAGAACUUCGUUAUGUGCGAUAUGGCAACAGAGAAAGUGA
Messenger RNA from Piliocolobus tephrosceles (Ugandan red Colobus), 492 nucleotides. Its product is annotated as histone H2B type W-T-like. Bases 31 to 492 code for a protein of 153 amino acids. Lineage: Eukaryota; Metazoa; Chordata; Mammalia; Primates; Cercopithecidae. The record is from RefSeq and is a predicted model, not a curated record. Gene Ontology annotation, molecular function: protein heterodimerization activity; structural constituent of chromatin; DNA binding. Gene Ontology annotation, cellular component: nucleosome. The transcript has 2 exons.